AAACAAGUAUAGUGGGAAAGUCAAAAUCCUAAAAGCAGCCCAAAGAAACCGAAAACAGGUGAUUUUCCGGCGGAAAUGGCGAAGCAAGCCGGAGGAGCCGGUGAUUUUCCCGGAGAAUCAGCAGUAAUUUCCACCAAUGAAAAGGUGGAUGUGAAUCUUUUCUAUGAAAAACUAGACAAACUGAACGAGUCGUCUGGCCUCACUUUACUCUUCAAUUUUCGUCAAGCAAUGUUGGAUUUGCAUCGUUUCUACAUGGAAGUGAUCAAACGAGGAGGAUUUUAUCAGGUGACUAAAAAGGGAAAAUGGGAUGAUGUUGCACUAGUAUCAAACUCGAGAAGCCGUGUAUCCAUGUCAGCAGCUCAACUUCAGAAGAUUUAUGAAAUGCUGAUUCUCCAGUAUGAACUAAUGUAUUGUCGCAAGAUGCCCAAUCAAUGGCCUGCCAAAAAUUCUCAAGGUACUUUUGGCUGUGUGGCGAGUCCAAGCUGCUCAACAGGAAAGCGGAAGCAUUGUGACAGCUCGUCUCCAUUUUCAUCAGUUCGUCUUUUUGAUCAAGAUGGCAGGACAGAGGAAAAGGAUUGCUGUGAAGGCCAGGAGACGGUUAACAAGAAUUCAACGAUGAUUAUAUCUGCAAACUCAAAUGUUAAAAAAAUCAUCGUGGACGUCCCUAAAGCACCUCAGAAGCCAAGGACUGGGUAUCACAUAUUCCUUAGAUUGGAGACUCAUAGACUAAGGGAGAAUCUUGGAGAAAGAUCAAAUUCCCAUAAUCUUCGGGACAUGGCUGUUGCUGCAUGGAGACGUCUACCUGAGAAAGACAAACUGCCAUAUAUUGAGGCCAGUAAAAUGGACAAGGAGAGAUAUGAACAAGAGAUGGCUGCCCAUAUGCAGAAGGGCAAGAGCCAAGCUUUGCUCAGCACCACAACACCUAAGGAACCACCCGCAGAUGAUGUUUAUCAUGUGUCCUUCGAAGAUGACUCCGAAGACCUCCAUUCACCUGAUGAAUCAGUGGUCGGAUUGGCAAUUGAGGCGAUGAAGAAUGCUGGAUCCAACGACUCCGUCUUUCAGAUUGAUUGGGACAACGGCCCUCCCGCCAUACGUAAUUAGAUGAACUAUGGCAAGACCCUCUAAGGUGCUAGCUAGAUUAUGUGAAGUAUGUAUCUUUUUGCACUUUUGUUUUAAGCCUUCCUGGGAAAAGUUUUUUUUGUAUAUAAUGGCUUCUCAGAUGCAAUGUAGAUAUGGUUGUAGUAGCUAUUUCGAUGAUCAUGAAAAAUUAUAAAUCAAAUCCAAUGAGAUGUGUGACUGUUGCUGUAAAUAGCUUAUCUAUGUAAGUUUGGUCUUUCAACUUA
This is a messenger RNA of Salvia miltiorrhiza (redroot sage), 1343 nucleotides long. RefSeq lists its product as uncharacterized. Gene Ontology annotation, molecular function: DNA binding. NCBI's taxonomy places the organism in Eukaryota, Viridiplantae, Streptophyta, Magnoliopsida, Lamiales, Lamiaceae. The record is from RefSeq and is a predicted model, not a curated record. The coding region runs from base 76 to 1101 and encodes 341 amino acids. The transcript has 6 exons.